Molecule: messenger RNA, 3141 nt
Organism: Carlito syrichta (Philippine tarsier)
Lineage: Eukaryota; Metazoa; Chordata; Mammalia; Primates; Tarsiidae
Gene: DDX10
Product: DEAD-box helicase 10
Exons: 18
Coding region: 99-2645 (848 amino acids)
Biological process (GO): rRNA processing
Cellular component (GO): nucleus
Molecular function (GO): ATP binding; RNA helicase activity; nucleic acid binding
Source: RefSeq, a predicted model, not a curated record
AUGCGCCUCGGCGCGUUUGCCCCACGCUGGUUCCGCGAGCUCGGCCCUUAGGUCUCCGCGGCGUCCGGGGGCGAUCCGGGUGGGUGGUAGCCGCCGCCAUGGGCAGGCCCGCGGACUCUCGGGGUUCGAGAACCCGACCUGACCCGGUGCAGAGCUUCAAUCGCUGGAGGAAGAAACACAGCCACAGGCAGAUAAAUGUAAAUGAAAUUACAAGAUUUUCAGAUUUCCCCUUGUCUAAGAAAACAUUGAAAGGUUUGCAAGAAGCUCAGUACCGUAUGGUAACUGAAAUACAGAGGCAGACUGUCGGGUUGGCUUUGCAAGGUAAAGAUGUACUUGGAGCUGCCAAAACAGGCUCCGGCAAGACUUUGGCCUUCCUUGUUCCAGUGCUGGAAGCCUUGUAUCGUCUGCAGUGGACCUCAACAGAUGGACUGGGGGUUCUGAUAAUAUCUCCUACAAGAGAACUGGCCUAUCAGACCUUUGAGGUUCUCCGAAAAGUCGGAAAGAAUCAUGACUUUUCAGCUGGUCUCAUCAUUGGUGGAAAGGAUCUGAAACACGAAGCUGAGAGGAUCAACAACAUAAAUAUACUCGUGUGCACGCCAGGUCGUCUUCUUCAACACAUGGAUGAAACAGUAUCUUUUCAUGCUACCAAUCUCCAAAUGUUAGUUCUUGAUGAAGCAGAUAGAAUCUUGGAUAUGGGCUUUGCUGAUACCAUGAAUGCUAUUAUUGAGAAUCUUCCCAAGAAACGUCAGACUUUGCUUUUCUCGGCAACACAAACCAAAUCUGUGAAGGACCUUGCACGCUUGAGUUUGAAAAACCCUGAGUAUGUCUGGGUUCAUGAAAAAGCAAAAUAUAGCACCCCUGCCACUUUGGAACAGAACUACAUAGUUUGUGAGCUGCCGCAAAAAAUAAGUGUGUUGUUUUCUUUUCUGAGAAGCCAUCUGAAGAAGAAGAGUAUUGUAUUUUUCUCCUGUUGCAAAGAGGUUCAGUAUCUGUAUCGAGUGUUCUGCCGUCUCCGUCCCGGUAUUUCUAUCCUUGCCUUACAUGGUCGCCAGCAACAGAUGAGAAGAAUGGAAGUCUAUAAUGAGUUUGUCCGUAAGAGAGCUGCAGUCCUCUUUGCUACUGAUAUUGCAGCCAGGGGGCUGGAUUUCCCGGCUGUGAAUUGGGUUCUUCAGUUUGAUUGUCCAGAGGAUGCCAACACAUAUAUUCACAGAGCAGGCAGAACUGCCAGGUACAAAGAGGAUGGUGAAGCUUUAUUAAUUUUACUUCCCUCAGAAGAAAAAGCUAUGGUGCAGCAGCUUCUUCAGAAGAAAGUACCUGUGCAGGAAAUCAAAAUCAAUCCAGAAAAACUUAUAGAUGUCCAGAAAAAAUUGGAAGCCUUUUUAGCCCAAGAUCAAGAUUUAAAAGAAAGAGCUCAAAGGUGUUUUGUCUCCUAUGUACGUUCAGUAUAUCUGAUGAAGGAUAAGGAAGUGUUUGAUGUGAGCCAGUUACCUGUUCCUCAAUAUGCCCGGUCUCUUGGUCUUGCUGUGGCACCGCGGGUAAGAUUUCUUCAGAAAAUGCAGAAGCAGCCCACUGAAGAGUUGGUAAUGAGCCAAGUCAAUGAAAUAAUUGAGCCAAGGGCUCCCUCCCUCACCAAUGAUGAAGUGGAAGAAUUUAGAGCCUACUUCAGUGAGAAAAUGUCCAUCCUUCAGAAAGGUGGGAAAAGGCUAGAAGGGACAAAGUGCAGACUGGCUAGCGGUGUUAAUGAUGAAGAACAGGAAGAAGAGGGGGAAGAGGAAGAAGGAGAAGAAGAAGAAGAAGAAAUGGAAGACAAACUGGAAAAAGCAAAAGGACCUCAAGCUCAGCCUGUUCUUAACACUAGUGAGGUGCAGAAGAUCAAGGAAGUUCCCAUGCAGUUCUUGGACAGAGAUGAAGAGGACGAAGAUGCUGAUUUUCUUACGGUGAAGCGGCGCAAUGUGUUUGGGUUGGACCUUAAAGAGAGUAAAGUGUUACAGAAGAAAGAAUCUUCUAAAUCCAGUGUCAAGAAAAAAGUGACCAAAGUUGCAGAAGCAAAAAAAGUCAUGAAGAGAAAUUUUAAAGUGAAUAAGAAAAUAAUGUUUACUGAUGAAGGAGAGUUGGUUCAGCAGUGGCCACAAAUGCAGAAAUCCACCAUGAAGGAUACUGAGGAGGAAGGUGACACUGGUGGUAUCAACAUAGAUAAAGCAAAGGAAAGACUUCAGGAAGAGGACAAAUUUGACAAAGAAGAAUAUAGAAAGAAAAUUAAGGCAAAGCAUCGGGAGAAAAGACUGAAAGAAAGAGAAGCCAGAAGAGAAGCCAACAAGAGACAAGCACAGGCCAAAGAUGAAGAGGAGGCCUUCCUGGAUUGGAGUGAAGAUGAUGAUGAUGGAUUUGAUCCAAGCACACUGCCAGAUCCAGAUAAGUACAGAAACUCUGAAGAAUCAGAAAGUAAAGAUAUGGGAAAGAAAAUCAGGGAUACCAAGAAGAAGCGAGGAAUGAGGAAGAGGGACGACAGCGACGUGGAAGACGUGGGGCCAGCGAGUCGCAGCAGCAAGAGGGCCAAGAGGGACGCCUCGGAGCCUCUGGAUACGGGCCUGUCCCUGGCUGAGGACGAGGAGCUGGUGUUGCAUCUGCUCAGGAGUCAAAGCUAGCUGCUCCCCGUACCUGCUUGCUCCUCAGAGCCUGUGGUCCUGAUCACGUGGGCAAGAAGCUGGACAGGCCACCCGGGUAACCUUGUCCCGCUCCCAAGGAUGCAUUCUCCAGGCAGAGGCAAGCGGUCCUUUCUCUCAACCCCUCCGGGCACAUGCUCUGGGCUGUCACGCAGCCCUUGCAGAGCGGCAGUGCCCUGGACAGUUUCCCGUCCCGCUUUCCAGUGUGUGCUCGGUGGGACGUGAUCCGCGGGCUCCUGCUCCUUGUUGUUGGAGAUGCUUCCUCUGUUUUACUGGCAAGUUCUGGAACUCUUGUGUCAUUGUUAGAAAUUCACGUCUUGCUUAGGAUACAGAAGUUCUGUGCUGCUGUUAGAUAAAAUUGUUCAUAAUUUUGAUGUAUUUAAUCUUUGCAAAAAGAUUGACUAUGAUGGACCAGCUCUGGGAAAGAACGAGUAUUUUUGAAUUGAGAUGAUCAAUAAUAAACAUAUUUCCCAUAAAA